CGUAGGUAGCUACCCUUUCUUAUUCCCUGCUCUCUCGGAAAAACCUCACUUUGUGCACGAACAUACUGCUGCAACGAUCGAGCCAUCGAGGAAGAGCUCAACAAUGGCGGAACCUAAGGCGGAACCUAAGCCGGAACCUAAGACUAAAUACGAUCGUCAGCUCAGGAUCUGGGGUGAACAAGGGCAGAGUGCACUUGAAAAAGCUAGUAUAUGUUUGCUUAAUUGUGGGCCCACUGGUUCUGAAACUCUCAAAAACCUUGUUCUUGGUGGCAUUGGAAGCAUCACUGUUGUUGAUGGAUCUAAAGUUGAAAAUGGAGACCUUGGAAAUAAUUUCAUGGUUAGUGAAUCAAAUCUUGGACAACCAAAGGCAAAAUGUGUGUGUGCUUUUCUUCAGGAACUUAAUGAUGCUGUUAAAGCUAAAUUCAUUGAAGAGCAUCCAGUCACUUUAAUUGAAACAAACCCUUCAUUCUUUUCCCAAUUUACUGUGGUUAUAGCUACACAGCUUGUAGAAGCUUCCAUGGUGAAACUGGAUCGAAUUUGUCGCGAUGGUAAUGUUAUGUUGAUAUUUGCACGUUCAUAUGGCCUCAGUGGCUUUGUUAGAAUCAGUGUAAAGGAACAUACAGUCAUCGAGUCAAAACCUGACCAUUUUCUUGAUGAUCUUCGCCUAAACAAUCCAUGGCCUGAACUUAAAAAAUUCACUGAGAGCAUAGACUUGGAUACAUCUGAUCCUGUAGCCCAUAAACACACACCAUACAUUUUAAUCCUUGUAAAAAUGGCAAAUGAUUGGGCUAAAACUCACAGUGGAAAGCUGCCAUCAACAAGAGAAGAGAAAAGGGAAUUCAAGGAACUAAUAAAAGCAAAAACAAUCGCACCUGAUGAAGAUAAUUAUAAAGAAGCUAUCGAGGCCUCUUUUAAAGUUUUUGCUCCUCAAGGAAUCAGUAGUUCAAAUUUGAAACGUAUACUCGAUGAUCCAUGCUCUGAAGUCGAUUCUUGUUCAUCAGAUUUUUGGGUCAUGGUUGCAGCAUUGAAGGAGUUUAUUGCUAAUGAAGGUGGUGGUGAGGCCCCUCUGGAGGGAUCAAUACCAGACAUGACAUCAUCUACUGAGAUAUAUAUAAACCUGCAAAAGCUGUAUCAAGCGAAAGCAGAAGCUGAUUUUAUUAUAGUUGCGCAACGUGUUAGAGAUAUUCUUAAAAAAAUCGGUAGAGAUCCAUUAAGCAUCUCAAAUGAUCUCAUAAAAAGCUUCUGUAAAAAUGCAAGAAAACUCACAGUAUGCAGAUAUAAGUCCAUUGAGGAAGAGUUCAAUUCACCAAUUCUACCAGAAAUGCAAAAGUAUCUCGCCGAUGAAGAGUACAGUGUUGCUGUGGGAUUUUAUAUUUUGCUUCGAGCUGUGGAUCGAUUUUCAGCGAAUUAUAAUGCUUUCCCUGGCCAGUUUGAUGGUGCGAUGGAUGAAGAGAUUUCUAGAUUAAAAACAACAGCAGUUAGCCUGUUAACUGACUUGGGGUGCAAUGGGUCUCCCUUGCCAGAAGACCUAAUCAACGAGAUGUGUCGAUAUGGGGCUGCUGAGCUACAUGCAGUUGCAGCGUAUAUCGGUGGGGUUGCAUCACAGGAAGUUAUCAAGCUUAUUACGAGGCAAUUUGUGCCAAUGAGUGGAACUUUUAUCUUCAAUGGGAUUGAUCAUAAGUCCCAGUUGUUGUCUUUAUGAUCUUAUAAUGGAUUUAUUUGUAAGGAGGGAGGUGAUAUGAUUUUUUUGGGUAUUGAAUCUUUUUUGAUAAUUAGAACAUGAAAGAAGAGGGUGGUGAUUAUUAAUUACUUAAUUAGAGGUUGUUUAUUAGACUUGAAACUUGAGAAAUUUGGUCCAAAGUCUUGCCAUG
Messenger RNA from Lactuca virosa, 1871 nucleotides. NCBI's taxonomy places the organism in Eukaryota, Viridiplantae, Streptophyta, Magnoliopsida, Asterales, Asteraceae. The record is from the annotation of a GenBank genome assembly.